This is a messenger RNA of Cheilinus undulatus (humphead wrasse), 1254 nucleotides long. Its product is annotated as girdin-like. Bases 1 to 1254 code for a protein of 417 amino acids. The record is from RefSeq and is a predicted model, not a curated record. NCBI's taxonomy places the organism in Eukaryota, Metazoa, Chordata, Actinopteri, Labriformes, Labridae. The transcript is spliced from 5 exons.
AUGGAGGGAUCAGUUAUAUAUUCCAACAAAAUCCAAACGCCAGAAAAUUCUGGCAAAGAGAAGAAUUUGCCAGAAAAGUCAGAGAGCGUUGAUGCAUACAAGACAUUUCAGACUCUGGAGAUCAGCCCAGCUGGACCUUCACUCUCAGGUGCUCAAGAUUUAAAGAAGACGUCUUAUGCAAAAACUGCAGUCUAUCUCGGUCUGCUGUGUGCUCUCCUCCUGGCUGGACUCAUCACUCUGAUUCUCCUUAACAACAAGCUGACCGAAGAAAGAAACAUGCUACAGACCAGCUAUGACAACCUCACCAGUGAACAUAACCAGCUACAGACCAUUUAUGGCAAGCUAACCAGUAAACAUGGCCAGCUACAUGUCAAGUACAACAACCUCACCAGUGACAGAGCCCAGCUACAUACCAGACACAACAACUUAACCAGUGAACAUGAGGAGCUGCAGACCAGUUAUGACAACCUGACCAGUGAACAUGAGGAGCUGCAGACCAGUUAUGACAACCUGACCAGUGAACAUGACCAGCUGCAGGCCAGUUAUGACAACCUGACCAGUGAACAUGACCAGCUGCAGGCCAGUUACAACAAUGUGGUCAACCAACGAGACCAGCUGCAGGCCAGGUAUGACAGCCUGGCUAACCAACGAGACCAGCUGCAGGCCAGGUAUGACAGCCUGGCUAACCAACGAGACCAGCUGCAGGCCAGGUAUGACAGCCUGGCUAACCAACGACACCAGCUGCAGACCAGGUAUGACAGCCUGGCUAACCAACGAGACCAGCUGCAGGCCAGGUAUGACAGCCUGGCUAACCAACGAGACCAGCUGCAGGCCAGGUACAACAAUCUGAGUAGAGAAAGAAACCAGCUCCAGACCAGCUACAACAACCUGGCCAGAGACAGAGACCAGCUCCAGACUAGCUACAACAACCUGGCCAGAGACAGAGACCAGCUCCGGACCAGCUACAGUGACCUGGACAAAGAAAGGAAUGAGUCAGAGACCGGGUACAACAAUCUGGUCAAGGAAAGAGACCAGCUCCAGACCAGCUACAACAAUCUGGCAAGAGGAAAGAACCAUUGCCAUAAUCCUUAUAGUCUUAGUAAUAGUUUCUGGGCCUCUGCAGAGCCGAAUCACUAUAUGGGAAGAGAUGAAGACUGUGUAGAAAUACAAAAGUAUGAUGUGGAAAACAGCUGGAACGAUGAAUCAUGUUCCUCUCUAAGAAACGGGAUCUGUGAGAAGAUGAUUAAUCUGUAG